CACACACACACGGUGUUGCAAACAGCAAAGCACUUUCUGUCCUAUUCCUCCCUCCCUCUCUCUGCCUCUUUCUCUCUCUAACAAAUUUUUCUGAAAGGGGGUCGAACCAAAAACUUCAAGAGAAAGAAAAGGGACAAACAGAGGGAGGAGAGAGAGAGAGAGAGCCAAGAAUUAACAAGAUCUCUCAUUCUUCUCUACAAUGAAUGACCUUUUAAAUGAUGAUUUUGAUUCCCCAAGGCAUCAAAAUGACAGAAAUGGAGAUAUUGAAAUGGGAACGGAAAGACCAAUGAAUUCGGGGGAGCUUGGCCUUGACGAUUUCUUUAAGAAGGUCCAACAAAUUGAGAAACAGUAUGAAAGACUGAACGAACUUCUCCAGAAGCUUCAGGAUGCUCAUGAGGAAUCAAAGGCUGUUACAAAAGCUGCUGCGAUGAAAGCAAUUAAGCAGCGCAUGGAAAAAGAUGUCGAUGAAGUUGGAAAAAUAGCUCGAGUUAUCAAAUCAAAAAUUGAGGAACUUGAUAAAGAAAAUAUGGCCAAUAGAAACAAACCAGGGUGUGGUAAAGGAUCAGCUGUUGACAGAUCAAGAACAGCAACAACAGUGUCCUUGAAGAAGAAGUUCAAAGAUAAAAUGGCCGAGUUUCAGGUUUUAAGGGAAAACAUCCACCGUGAAUAUCGUGAGGUUGUUGAAAGGCGAGUGUUUACAGUGACGGGUAAUCGAGCUGAUGAAGAGACAAUUGAUAGGUUGAUAGAGACCGGGGACAGUGAACAGAUAUUCCAGAAAGCUAUUCAGCAACAGGGGAGAGGACAGAUAAUGGGCACACUAGCUGAAAUUCAAGAGCGUCAUGAUGCUGUCAGAGAGUUAGAGAGGAAGCUUCUUGAGUUGCAACAGAUAUUCAUGGACAUAGCAGUGUUGGUUGAUGCUCAAGGGGACAUGCUUGACAAUAUAGAAACACAGGUUUCAACAGCUGUAGACCAUGUGCAAUCAGGGACUACUGCUCUACAAAAGGCAAAGAAACUACAAAGGAAUUCAAGAAAAUGGAUGUGCUUUGCCAUCAUCAUCCUUCUAAUAAUUGUUGUGAUCAUCGUCGUCGGGGUGCUUAAGCCAUGGAACAAUAACAAGGGUGCUUAACUUGUUAAAAAUCCCAGAUACAUAAUGUAUACUAUCACUAAACAUGCGAUUCAUUAUUACAUCUCUUGGUUUUGUAUGUACAUGUGCACCUUGGGGCUUGUCUCUAUAUAGAGUUUGAAGUGUGAUUGAGAUAUGUAAUCUAUUCUUUAUUAUCUUCAUUUUUCCUGGUUGAAAUACAAUUGACACAAAUUUUAUUGAA
This is a messenger RNA of Capsicum annuum, 1325 nucleotides long. Its product is annotated as syntaxin-132. NCBI's taxonomy places the organism in Eukaryota, Viridiplantae, Streptophyta, Magnoliopsida, Solanales, Solanaceae. Gene Ontology annotation, cellular component: SNARE complex; endomembrane system; plasma membrane. Gene Ontology annotation, biological process: intracellular protein transport; vesicle fusion; exocytosis. The record is from RefSeq and is a predicted model, not a curated record. Gene Ontology annotation, molecular function: SNARE binding; SNAP receptor activity.